Molecule: messenger RNA, 128 nt
Organism: Ambispora leptoticha
Lineage: Eukaryota; Fungi; Glomeromycota; Glomeromycetes; Archaeosporales; Ambisporaceae
Source: the annotation of a GenBank genome assembly
ACAUUGAUUUGUAGGCAUCCAGUCCACAAUCGAACAACCACAUUUGGAUAUCAAGUACCGGGACAGGUUACAAAUGUGUCUAUGAAAAAAGACUCCACAAAUCUCUUGUUUGUUGUCGGACCUUACUC